Messenger RNA from Camelina sativa (false flax), 2025 nucleotides. NCBI's taxonomy places the organism in Eukaryota, Viridiplantae, Streptophyta, Magnoliopsida, Brassicales, Brassicaceae. The record is from RefSeq and is a predicted model, not a curated record.
AAAGUCUAAUUAUACUUUCAACUUACCAAAACACGUUUUAAACACUCUUAACAUUUCAAUCAUGACUGUUGUUGAUUCAGCUCUACGAUCUCCAGUGAACUACUCACCGUCCGGUAAGGACGUGAAGGCUCUCAGGUUCAUUGAAGAGAUGACACGUAACGUCGACUUCGUUCAGAAGAAAGUCAUCAGAGAGAUACUGAGCCGUAACUCGGAGACUGAGUACCUGAAACGUUUCGGCCUUAAGGGAUUCACCGACAGGAAAACAUUUAAGAGCAAAGUUCCGGUGGUUACUUACGAUGACCUUAAACCAGAGAUUCAACGUAUAGCCAAUGGUGACCGGUCUAUGAUCUUGUCUUCUCACCCUAUUACCGAGUUCCUAACAAGCUCUGGGACAUCUGCUGGUGAAAGGAAGUUGAUGCCCACCAUUGACGAAGACAUGGACCGACGUCAGCUUCUAUACAGUCUUCUCAUGCCUGUGAUGAAUCUCUACGUGCCUGGAUUAGACAAAGGCAAGGCUCUAUACUUUUUGUUUGUGAAGGCUGAAUCGAAGACUCCCGGUGGAUUACCGGCACGUCCAGUGCUCACGAGUUAUUACAAAAGCGAACAAUUUAAGAGACGUCCUUACGAUCCGUACAACGUGUACACGAGCCCUAAUGAAGCCAUCCUUUGUCCCGACUCCUCCCAAAGCAUGUACUCUCAGAUGCUUUGUGGUCUCCUCAUGCGUCACGAAGUCCUCCGUCUCGGUGCCGUCUUCGCUUCCGGUCUCCUCCGUGCCAUAGGGUUCCUUCAAACCAAUUGGAAAGAACUCGCUGACGAUAUUUCAACCGGAACCCUAAGUUCGAGAAUCUCUGACCCGGCGAUCAAAGAGAGCAUGUCCAAGAUCUUGACCAAACCUGACCAAGAAUUGGCUGAUUUCAUAACUUCGGUUUGUUGUCAAGAUAAUUGGGAAGGUAUCAUUACUAAGAUUUGGCCUAACACCAAAUACCUUGACGUCAUCGUUACCGGAGCCAUGGCUCAGUAUAUCCCGAUGCUUGAGUACUAUAGCGGCGGUCUACCUAUGGCUUGCACGAUGUAUGCUUCGUCCGAGAGUUACUUCGGGAUUAACAUGAAACCAAUAUGUAAACCUUCCGAAGUUUCUUACACCAUUAUGCCUAACAUGGCCUACUUCGAGUUUCUCCCUCAUGAAGUGGAACCAGAACAAUCUGAACUUGUGGAGCUAGCUGAUGUCGAAGUCGGGAAAGAGUACGAGCUUGUGAUCACAACCUAUGCUGGGCUUAACCGUUAUAGAGUUGGUGAUAUCCUUCAGGUGACUGGAUUCUACAAUUCCGCUCCACAGUUCAAGUUUGUGCGGAGGAAGAACAUUUUGCUUAGCAUUGAGUCGGAUAAAACUGAUGAAGCUGAGCUUCAAAAGGCUGUUGAGAAUGCAUCGGUGUUACUUGGGGAGAAAGGAACCCGCGUGAUCGAGUACACAAGCUACGCAGAGACAAAGACUAUACCUGGCCAUUAUGUCAUCUACUGGGAGCUUCUAGUGAAAGAUCAAACCAAGCCUCCAAGUGACGAGGUCAUGGCUCAGUGCUGCUUGGAAAUGGAGGAGUCGUUGAACUCUGUGUAUAGACAAAGUAGGGUUGCGGAUAAGUCGAUAGGACCACUCGAGAUACGUGUGGUGAAGAAUGGAACGUUCGAGGAGCUCAUGGACUAUGCCAUAUCGAGAGGUGCAUCGAUCAAUCAGUACAAGGUACCGAGGUGUGUGAGCUUUACACCAAUCACAGAGCUGCUUGACUCGAGGGUUGUAUCAACACAUUUCAGCCCGGCUUUGCCACAUUGGUCACCAGAACGCCGUCGUUGAGAAGAUUUUGUUUUGGUUUAGAGUUUGUAAGUCGUACAAUAAGUCCGGUGUACGGAUGUUUACCCGAUCAAUGUUUACUCACUCUCUCCCUGCUUUUAUCUGACUUCUAAGUAAUAAAUAAUAAGUAAUGUAAUCCGAAGAAUGUGAAGUUUAUUUAUGCAUGCAUACCAGUAAAAUUA